This is a messenger RNA of Xiphias gladius (swordfish), 823 nucleotides long. It is a transcript of the gene cst3, whose product is annotated as cystatin C (amyloid angiopathy and cerebral hemorrhage). Gene Ontology annotation, molecular function: cysteine-type endopeptidase inhibitor activity. The record is from RefSeq and is a predicted model, not a curated record. The coding region runs from base 101 to 487 and encodes 128 amino acids. NCBI's taxonomy places the organism in Eukaryota, Metazoa, Chordata, Actinopteri, Istiophoriformes, Xiphiidae. The transcript has 3 exons.
AUUACAGCCGUGACGUCGCCGUUUACAUAACAGGGAGGCACCGACGGCGGUUGUUGUUGUUGUUUUCGUGCCCGGGCUCGUAGUUGUCGUCCGCAGAAACAUGAUGUGGAAGCUUGUCUUCGCCGCCCUCGCGGCCGUUUUCGCCGUCGGGCUAGGCGGUAUGGUGGGGGGAUUCCAGGACGCAGAUGUCAAUGAGGCCGGGGUACAAAAUGCCAUCAACUUCGCCGUCGUCCAACACAACAGAGGCACCAACGACCUGUACCUCAGGCAAGUGGCAGAGGUGGUUAAGGUUAAGAGACAGGUGGUUGCUGGCACCAAGUAUGUAAUAACUGCGAUAAUGGCAAAGACCCCCUGCAGAAAGGACCUUGUGAAUGAAGUGUGUGCCAUCCACCAAGACCCACAAUUGGCUCAGCCUUACCAGUGCACUUUUACCGUGUGGAGUCGCCCAUGGAUGAAUGACAUCAAGUUGUUGAAUCAGCAAUGCUAGACGGAGAACUGUGUGGCAAAUCAUCAGUGGUGGCAUUGUUUGCAAAAUAAAAUGAAUUAAAAAAUGUGUUUUCUUGUCAACAAAUCAUAAAAGUAUUAACAUCAAAAUUUUUCUAAUUCUAUUUCACUAUUCUAGAGUAAAAGACCUCUGAAAGUCACAUUGUGUCUAACUUCAGCAUAUCCUAUGCACUGCAGAGGUACAGUACCUUAAACUUAAGAGGAGCAGCUUUGUAAUAUGUAGUCUUUUAAUCAAGUCAAUAACAAAUUAUUGUGUACCGAAUUAUUAAAUGAAAACCACAUGCUGUUUAAAAAUGAAAUUAAAGUAGCACGUGAACUU